Molecule: messenger RNA, 912 nt
Organism: Quercus lobata
Lineage: Eukaryota; Viridiplantae; Streptophyta; Magnoliopsida; Fagales; Fagaceae
Exons: 5
Coding region: 1-912 (303 amino acids)
Source: RefSeq, a predicted model, not a curated record
AUGUCAUUGAUAGGUUCAGGUUUAGGUUCUAGGGUUUUUGCUUCUCAUCAAACUGCUUCUGUGAUGGCUUCUAGCUCCACACCUCAUUUUGCAUCAUCUAUCAUUCCUACAAUGCCAAUUUUUCAGACUUUUGUCUAUUUGCCAAAUGGGGAACAAGCCUUAGUCAUACACAUAGGCAUUGUGCAAAUUUUUGCUACUUUGAUUCUAACUGGAGUUUUAUGUGUUCCUUCAUUUAGCUUUAAUCUCAUUUCAGACCUUGCUCAAUGGAGCACGAUUGGUUUGGGUAAAGAGAGUAAAGGUCUUUAUCUGUUGCAAAAAUGUCACACUGCUACUAUUUUGGCUGCUCAUUCUGAUGCUUCCUUGUCUACAUUUGCCUUAUGGCAUAGUCGUUUAGGUCAUCCAUCUUACUCCAAGUUAGCUUUGUUAAAUAAUCUUGUUGCUAUGAUCAAGAAUGCCUUCCUUCCUUAUGACAUUUAUGAUGGAUUAAGUUAUUGUCACCUUGGUCCAACCUUUCAUUCCUUUGUCAUGGCUGUCACUACUACUCCUUCAAAACCUGCUUUCUUUCAUCAAGCAGUUAAAUUUCCUAAAUGGAGAGCUGUCAUGGAUAAAAAAAUUGCUGCUUUGGAACAAAAUACCACUUGGUCUCUCACACCUUUGCCUUAUGGUAAGAUUCUCAUUGGGUGUAAAUGGGUGUAUAAGAUCAAGUAUAACUCAGAUGGGUCCAUUGAACGAUACAAGGCUAGAAUAUUUUUGGCCUUAGCUAUUGUGAAAGGGUGGUUUCUUCACCAAAUAGAUGUGAAUAAUGCCUUUUUCCAUGGAGAUUUGGCUGAAGAAGUUUACAUGUGCUUACCACCUAGCUCUUCACAGCAAGGGGGACAAUUUAGUGUGCAAAUUGAACAAGAGCUUGUAUAG